Penicillium daleae is the source of this 1830-nucleotide messenger RNA. RefSeq lists its product as uncharacterized. The transcript is spliced from 3 exons. Bases 1 to 1830 code for a protein of 609 amino acids. Gene Ontology annotation, cellular component: fungal-type vacuole membrane. The record is from RefSeq and is a predicted model, not a curated record. NCBI's taxonomy places the organism in Eukaryota, Fungi, Ascomycota, Eurotiomycetes, Eurotiales, Aspergillaceae. Gene Ontology annotation, biological process: basic amino acid transport; transmembrane transport. Gene Ontology annotation, molecular function: basic amino acid transmembrane transporter activity.
AUGAUUCUGAUAUACAAGAAGAUCAAGAAGCACAACCAAAGGAAAAGGCUUGAAGCACAAGAUGCGGUGACAGCUGAUACUAAUAUUGACGGGACUGCAGUCCCUGAAAGCCAUGCCGUUGGCAAAUCCAAGGAGAAGAAUAGUAUUUCACCAGAGGAAGUCGCCGAAAAGAAGCGACGACGUACCUAUCGAUGGAAAAUCAUUCUAGGCCUUUUUGCCCCAUUCUGUCUCCAGUCGUUGGACACAACAAUUAUCGCAUCUGCGCUUCCUUACAUCGCGGAAGACUUUGAUCAAAUAAGCCAGCUAAACUGGAUUAUUUCAUCCUUCAACUUAACUUCUGCCGCCUUCCUAUUUUUCUGGGCCCAGCUCGCCGACUUGUUCGGCAGACACAAGACACUUCAAGCGGCGAUUUUUGUCAUGGUGAUUGGCUCAGCAAUCUGCACGGGCGCCCCGACAUCCAACUUCAGCGUUCUCCUUCUCGGCCGUGCGUUGCAAGGUAUUGGAGCAGCAGGUGUCAAUAUCUCCAUUCGCACAAUUCUGGCCGAUCGAGUUUCGCUUUCGGAAUAUGCGCUCAACUGGACUAUUUUCGCCCUUGUAUCCGGUAUUGGAUUCAGCAUUGGCCCUGUCAUCGGCGGCUUCUUGACUACUGCUUCGUGGCGAUGGUGCUUUGCCAUCAAUCUGCCCAUCGGUGUUGUUGCGAUGAUCGUGGUCGUUUUCGUCCUUCGAAAAGAGCUUCAGGGACCCCAAGAGCUUCCACAACUCGAAGGCCGUGACAUGUCGACGGGCCCCCGUCGCUUCGUCGCUCGUCUGAUGACCAUUGACUAUGGUGGACAGAUGCUUUUCCUCUGGGGAUUUGGGCUGCUAAUUCUAGCCCUGACUUGGGCUGGGGGCAACUACUCGUGGAAAUCAGCAGCUGUGUUGGCUCCGAUUAUCAUCGGUGGGAUUCUGGCUAUUGUCUGGGUCAUAUAUGAGCGCUGUAUGGUGCCGGGCUCUGUGAUGGCUCGAGCCUUGCCGAGCCAAAAGGCUAUGGUCCCGUGGGAAUUGCUUUCGCAGCGGGACGUCGGCUUAUUAUUCCUCGUCAAUGUCUCUAUUGGCGUUUCCAUGUUUGCGGUCAUGUAUUUCAUGGACCUAUACUUCGCUCUUGUUGAGAAGCGGAGCUCAAGCAACGCAGGAAUCUCCCUGCUCUACUUUUUACCCGGCUUGGGUGUGGGCGCCUAUAUGGCCAUGUUCUCAUCUAACGUCUGGCCCCGCCAGACCCUUCCAGCUCUCCUCCUAGGCAGUAUCACCUCGUCAGUUGGCAUAACUGUUUUAGCCUGGGCCGUUCACGCUGCAAAGACCAAUGUCAUCUAUGGCAUGAUGGCACUAGUCGGCCACGGCGUCGGAAUACGAAUGAACCCAGCGUCGCUGCACGGACUAGCUUAUUUCCCCACCAUGACUGCUCAGAUUUCGUGUUUGGUGUCAUUCGCUGUUCCAUUUGGAGGUCUUGUCGGACUGACUAUAAUGUCGACGGUCUUCACCAACAAGAGUGGGGAGAGUCAAUUGGAUCCCCAGCGCGGCAUCAUGUGGGCAUUCAUUGCGAUGAUGCCUGUCAUGUGGCUUUCAGUAUUGUUGACUACUCUCCUUGGAAAUGUGUGGAUUCGAAAGGAGGGGGGCCAUGAGGUUGUCAACGGGGCUUAUCUUUGGAGUUUCGUUACAAGGAAAAAGUUGGAUCGGGAGAGACGAGAUCGGGAACAGGAGCAUGAUCUAGCAGGUUUCGGUGAUGAACGGAAGGAGGAUGGACAUAUUGAGCAAGGGUUGAGGAAGACUGAUGCGACUUCUCCAAUGGAAUAA